AUGGUAGUGUUGAUUAGAAAUCUGCAAAAGCGUAUAGUUUUAAACAUUCCAUUGAUUUUGCAGAAUGCUAACACUCUGGUAGACAUCUUAAGGAUCAACCACUUCGAUGUAAACCUCGUUUUUGUGGGAAAAGGUUUUAUAAAGAGCUUGAAUUUAAGAUAUAGGAGAAGAAAUGUCACGACAGACGUUCUUGCAUUUCCGUAUCUUCAGGUAAGAUCAUCGAAAAGGAAAGGCUCCUUCUUCCUUGUGGUAACCAUAAAAUUUUCAAAUGUGCAGUGCACUCAUUUGAUGCAGCUGUAUAUGUUUUGUGACUGAACUCAAAACUUCUCAAUUUGGAUAGAUCUCAACAUCAAGGACUUAUUAGAUGGCGUGGCAAAUGGAAGGGGAGGAUUUCUGAAAAAAAGGUCUAAAGCAGUUUUUUUGAACAAUCCCCCCAAAAUGGUAGUGGGCACCAAGUAAAUUCAAGGAUUGUUGUAGACACCAGGAAACAAAUUUAUUUAAUGACUGUUUAUUUAUCAUGUUGCUCCAUGUAAGAGAAUCGAAUUGAGUCUCGGACUCUGGAUUCCACACCGUGGAUUCCGGAUUCCAGGUACUGGAUUCUGGAUAUUUUGUCAGUGGACCUUUGAUUCCGGAAUCCAAUACUUGGAUCGAUCCAAAUUUCUUGUGCUGUAUGCCGGAUUCCAAAGCAUAGGAUUCUGGUUUCCACAAGAGAAAUUUCCAAGAUUCUGUAUUCCACAAGCAAAGAUUUUCCAGAUUCCAGAAUCUAGAUUUCCUUACAUGGGGGUGAUAUCACUGUUCUUUUCACCAGUUACCAAAGCCAGGAGUCCUACCACAAAUGCCAUUGAAGCCCCAUGAGUACACACUGGGGGAUAUUGUCCUUGGAACUCAUAAAAUAACUGAAGAUUGUGAAUCUGAUGGAAUUGAGCUAGAUACUUAUUUACCAGUAAGUCAUCCAGCAUUGCUGUUCUCAAGUUUCGUUUUGAAUUCUUAAAAAGGCUAUGACAGUGGUUUAUGUGUGAUCAGUUUAAAACAUGCACUGCAGACUAUGGACUGGGCAUUCCAAUUCCAUGCAUACUGCGCUCCCACUUUGCUUCAAAAUCCUGAAUCCUGGCCUCUAAAAUAAGGCAAAUGUUGGAUCCUGAAGAAACCUGUUGAGGCAUGAGGAGCCCCUGGACAGAGACAUUGACUAAAAAGCUAUGGAACGUGAGUUAUACACGUAGCAACCAGACCAAAGAAGGCAUAAUGGUAAAUAAUGACAUUUACAGAUAAAGAAAAAAACUGGGAAACUUUGGCAGUCUUACUUUAGUUCUUGCCCAGUGUUCUCUCUAAAUUUUAGCUCAGCGGGUGAGGGACCAUUCUUGACUGGUAAGGCCAAAAAUUUGUGCCGUUCUCCUGCCCAGGGGGGUGGGGGGGGGGGUUCGCAUUCAUGAAGGCUUUUUUUACUACACCCAGUCCAUAGUCCACAUAUUUUGACAUCCAGUCCAUGUUUUCUAUCAAUUCAACAGUUCACAGGCUAUAGUCUGUAGUCCUUGUGGUAUAUUGGCCCACCUGACACAGAAUUUACUGUAAUGUUUGAGUCACAGGACACCCACUCAUUAAAGGCUUGUAAAGUAAAGACCUUUUCUUUGUUGUACAUUCUUAGGUUAUUAUAACACAUGGUCUUUGUCACUUACUUGGGUAUACACAUGAGACACAGGAUGAGCUAGAUAAGGUUGGUAAAAUUUCUUAUUGUUCUACUUUGGUCUUUUCUAGGCAAUUACCUCAAUGUGUGUUGAUUGUUCAUCAGUGACUUCUAAGUACUGGUAUACUGAAUUAACCUGACUGUGUUUUAAGACAUUUGAGGAGUACAAUGGGGUUAGCAAUGCGACCAUCAAAAAUGCAAUAGGUUUUAAUAAUUAUAUACGUCUCACUUUUUGAUUCAUUUCUUUGCUGCCACUACUACAAGACUGCAACAUAGAAUUUCCUGAUGAAAGUUUUAUGGGGGACACAAGCACACAACAUCCGAUUUCUCUGAAAAUGCAUAAGGUUUCCAAAAUACAGUGUUAAAAAUUCAAUGUCAGAAGAAUUCGAAUUAUUCAAGUUUUACAAAUUCAUCAAGUUGUAAUGAUCGAUGGCAAUAGUUAAAACGAACCCAAAAUUACUGUAAAAAUAACGUUUUCACUGCCAUCGGCGUUCUGCAUCUUAAACUCGCUAUUCCUUUUUUUCUCCAGAUGCGCAAUAAAGAGGUCGAAGUAUUAAAGGAAUUUAACGGAAGAACUGGCUUCAAUUCAGUGCCUGUCACCCCGGAAAAAGUUGAACUCUUCAGG
This is a messenger RNA of Porites evermanni, 2306 nucleotides long. Lineage: Eukaryota; Metazoa; Cnidaria; Anthozoa; Scleractinia; Poritidae. The record is from the annotation of a GenBank genome assembly.